GGCAUCUAGAUCCGCCCUUCCCAUUCCCCAAACCCUCCCCACACACACCAAACACACUAUCCAUGGCGCUCCGCACGUUGGCCGCGAAGAAAACCCUAGGCCUGGCGCUCGGCGGCGCGCGGCCGCCGGCCGCCGCCAGGGGCGUGGCGACGUUCACGCUCCCCGACCUCCCCUACGACUACGGCGCGCUGGAGCCGGCCGUCUCCGGCGAGAUCAUGCGCCUGCACCACCAGAAGCACCACGCCACCUACGUCGCCAACUACAACAAGGCGCUCGAGCAGCUCGACGCCGCCGUCAGCAAGGGGGACGCGUCCGCCGUCGUCCACCUCCAGAGCGCCAUCAAGUUCAACGGCGGCGGUCAUGUUAACCAUUCAAUCUUCUGGAAGAACCUCAAGCCCAUCAGCGAGGGUGGUGGUGAGGCACCUCAUGGCAAACUUGGCUGGGCCAUUGAUGAGGAUUUUGGUUCUAUUGAGAAACUUAUAAAGAAGAUGAAUGCAGAGGGUGCUGCUUUACAAGGAUCUGGAUGGGUGUGGCUAGCUUUGGAUAAAGAGGCCAAAAGGCUUUCAGUUGAAACUACUCCUAAUCAGGACCCUCUUGUGACCAAAGGGUCAAACCUGCAUCCUUUGUUGGGAAUUGAUGUCUGGGAGCAUGCGUACUACCUGCAGUACAAGAACGUGAGGCCGGACUACCUGACCAACAUCUGGAAGGUGGUGAACUGGAAAUAUGCCGGAGAAGAGUAUGAGAAAGUGCUUGCAUGAUUUGUCCGAGUAGACAGACAGUACUUCGCUCGCUCUUGAGUUUCCCACUGUUGGAUCUUUGUAUAUGCAGUAAUAAAAGUGGGCACUAUUCCACUGUCGGGACCUUCUGUACAUCGCAUAGAGGCGGGGUAAUGUCCAACGCAUAGAACAGUGCCUGUCCAUUUUGGUACUUUUUACUGUGCCUGCGUGACUAAUAAACUCGUUCGCUAGUGCUGUUGCUGUCCUUGUGUGCACGUAUUGGUAUGGAUGGAUGAGCUUUCCGAAA
Molecule: messenger RNA, 1023 nt
Organism: Aegilops tauschii subsp. strangulata
Lineage: Eukaryota; Viridiplantae; Streptophyta; Magnoliopsida; Poales; Poaceae
Product: superoxide dismutase [Mn], mitochondrial
Biological process (GO): superoxide metabolic process
Cellular component (GO): mitochondrion
Molecular function (GO): superoxide dismutase activity; manganese ion binding
Source: RefSeq, a predicted model, not a curated record